AUGCGACCAUUCUACAGCCUGCGACACACCAGUCGCGCAACUGGCUUCCUGAGAGGCACACAUCCUGUCCCCGAGCCGAUCUCCCUCUCGCAACACACAACGAAGUCAAGGACAAGGACGAUAACAAGCACGACAACAUCCCAACCUUGCCCGCGCAAAUUUCUCCUUGCUUCACACUCUAAUCAAACGCCCCGCCGCGCCUUCAAUCUCCCCUCCCUCUCAUCCAUCCUCCCGUCGUCGUCCAGCAACAACAGCAGCAGCAAUGGCGGCAACGGCAACAAUUCCUCGCACCGCGUCUUGACUGCCACCCGCACCCUCCCCUACCCCCCAGAAACCCUCUACAAAGUGAUUUCAGCCGUCGAGUCCUACUCGCAAUUCCUGCCCUUCCUCACUGCAUCUACUGUCACUGCACGCGACCCCGUCUCCGGAUAUCCGAUGCAAGCGUUCCUGACUGUGGGCUACGGCCCGCUCAGCGAGACGUUCACGUCGCGCGUGGACUGUGAUCGCGAGAAGUGGGUUGUCGAGGCGAGGAGCGGGGCGCGGUUUGGGAGGGAUGGGCAGCCGGAGAGCGGUUCUUCUUCAUCGUCUUCCUCACCAUUGUCGGGAAUCAGUGGGUUCUUUCCUGGCGCUAAUGAGGGUAUCUUUGAGUACCUAUCAACGCGGUGGCAGCUUGUUCCGCUCUCUUCGGCUGAGGCUGGACAGGCUGCUACUGGUGGUGGUAGUGGCUCGUUGACCAAGGUUGAUUUGGAGGUGCGGUUUGAGUUCCGCAGUCAGUUGCAUGCUACGGUUAUGGGUACGGUUGAGGGGCAGAUGGCUGCGGUGAUGGUUGAGGCGUUUGAAAAGCGGAUUCGGGAGGUUGAGGGCCGUCCACGGUGA
This is a messenger RNA of Penicillium alfredii, 876 nucleotides long. RefSeq names its product ubiquinone-binding COQ10-like protein. Gene Ontology annotation, molecular function: ubiquinone binding. NCBI's taxonomy places the organism in Eukaryota, Fungi, Ascomycota, Eurotiomycetes, Eurotiales, Aspergillaceae. The record is from RefSeq and is a predicted model, not a curated record. The transcript has a single exon. Gene Ontology annotation, biological process: cellular respiration; ubiquinone biosynthetic process. Bases 1 to 876 code for a protein of 291 amino acids. Gene Ontology annotation, cellular component: mitochondrion.